Messenger RNA from Cephus cinctus (wheat stem sawfly), 1249 nucleotides. Its product is annotated as protein abrupt. NCBI's taxonomy places the organism in Eukaryota, Metazoa, Arthropoda, Insecta, Hymenoptera, Cephidae. The record is from RefSeq and is a predicted model, not a curated record. Gene Ontology annotation, cellular component: nucleus. Gene Ontology annotation, biological process: regulation of transcription by RNA polymerase II. Bases 1 to 1212 code for a protein of 403 amino acids. Gene Ontology annotation, molecular function: protein binding. The transcript has a single exon.
AUGCGGGAGGAAACUAUUCUGAGUCUUAAGUGGGAGAGUUUCCCGUCCCAGUUGGCUCUUUCUCUGGACACGUGCUAUGAAAAGCAACAGUUUGUCGAUGUUUCUCUCGUUUGCAAGGAUGGGACCAUUGUCAAAUGCCACAAAAUGAUUUUAGCAAAUUCGAGCCCUUUCUUCCGGCGUCUCCUUGUUGCCAACGAGCAUCCUCAUCCAAUGAUUAUUCUUCAUGAUAUCGAAGCUGACGAUCUCAAGACUAUUGUUAAUUUUAUGUACUCUGGAGAAAUUCAAGUGGUGCAGAGUGAAGUAAAGCGACUCUUGGAGAUUGCUUCGAUUCUAGAAGUUAAUGGUCUGCAGAAUGUCCGAUGCCCGACUCCCUUGAACGAGCCUACUAGUUUCUCUGGAGAGUUUUCCAGAGUAUCCGAUUGUGAGAUGGAGAGAAAUAUAAAAAUAGUGGGAACCACGAGUGUCCCCUGGAAGAAAAGCAGCUCGGAUAGUGAGGCUGGUUCCAAUUGCAGCGACAGAGGGUCGCUUCGGCCAGGAGAAUCUUUUGUAAAUUCAAGUGCAAGGAUUUCCGAGGCUAUUAACAAGCUGGAAAGCUCGAAUAGAGCGAUUCAUGAGUUUGCCAAGAGAAUCGAAGAAAGCUUUAAAAUAAUUAGCCCAUCCAGCCAACGUCCAAUCAAUUGCAGAUCGAGUGCUGCGGGUCCAUCGAAUGACGUCGACGCACCCAGCACUAGCUGCAAGAGAUCCUUUGCCCCAACGAAGUCGUUUAAAAGAAAGAGCAGUGUCGAUCCUGCAAUCAGUUGGAGUCGCAUAAUUUCAGCUAUUUCCAAAGAUAAAAGGCCUCCAGCAAAACUAAUGUGCAUCAUGGAUGAAGUGGAGAUCACAGCGAGUGAUCCAGUCUCUUGUGUCCCAUCGGAAAUUCAUGAAGCUUGCGGGCAAAGAAGGAGGUUAUCUUCGUCGAGACACGAUCCGCACAUGAAUUGCGCGGUCAUCAUUAAGGAUGAAUUAGACUUGGGUUUCGACUCGGAGGAGGAGAACGCCAGGACAGCACGGCUGGAGCACCGAGAUGAGAGGCCGAGGGAGAGAAGGCCGGUCUCGGGUCUCUCGGGCAAUGAGUUCCUAAGAGCUGCUCCUAACAGGACGGCUGCUACUUCCUUCGUAUCUAAAAGCAAGCCCUGCAGCGAGUGUCCACACAGAAAAGGGUUUAAUGGUUAAGGAUUAAUCGAUAGCAAUUUUUCAUUACCUUCCUUUC